Molecule: messenger RNA, 2193 nt
Organism: Vigna angularis (adzuki bean)
Lineage: Eukaryota; Viridiplantae; Streptophyta; Magnoliopsida; Fabales; Fabaceae
Exons: 8
Coding region: 1299-2072 (257 amino acids)
Source: RefSeq, a predicted model, not a curated record
GGAUGGGGAAAAAUUCAUGGGCCAAAGUGUCUUUUCGCGAUAACCGCAACAGCAAACGGAAGCGCGCUGUACGAAACAAACACCACCUUCUUGGGCUUCGAGCCGCUUUCUGUUUUCAUUCCAGCGAGGAAAGUGUCCAACCUCAAAAACCCUUCUCUGGUUUAUUUCUUCAAACUCUAUUCAUAAAAAACUUCUCUUUUAAUAAUACGUCGUCUACUAAUACUCUGGCACUUCUAACCUGUAAGCUGUAGCUGUCGUGCCACAUGUUCUAUUUGUUUGACCCAUUAUUUUUAUUUUAUUUUUUUAUUCUGUGUUUUCUUUCGAUCUUCGCUCUGUUUGGAGUAUUAGGGUUGGUAUAUCAGCAACAUGUGUUGAUCUAGUUUAGUAGUUCUGAGUUUCUGCUUGAUUCGUGGUUUGAAGUGUAUUAUUAUCGUUCUUUGUUUUCCGACGUUUCUGCUUCUGUAUCUUGUGGCUACUACUAUUUCCGACUGAGUUCCGUUGUUUAAGUUGAUGAAUGUGGGUGAAGGCUUUUGUUGAUCACGUGGAGCGAUUGUAUAGGUGAAGUCUAUUCCUCACACUAUUUAAAUGAGCAUCCGAGUCUUUCUGGGUUAUCGAUUUUUUGCUUUUAAAGAAGCAUUAUAAUCAAGUAUUUAGCAUGCUGUUCGCUUUGGACUUUGGAGUAAUACAUAACCAUAGUUAAAUACUAAGCUGGAGUUAUUCUUUCAGUAUGUUUUAUAAUUUGAUCUGCGUAAAAGAGUUGCUUCUUUUUACCUUGAGAGGGAGGAAAUAAUGGAAAAGGGAUACCGUUUGUUUGUUAUGGCAGCUGGCAAACCAAUGCCGUGAGAGCCAGUCUUAUAUCUUCUCUAGAACUUGCCUGUUUUUCUUGAGUUUUUGGUCCCUUGUGAUUGGUAGUCAGCAUUUUCUUUACGAUCUUUCUGGACGAAUUGAUUUUAUAUUCCACACCACUUUAUUUGAAGGCAAAGGAACAUGCUUUUCUCUUCAAUUGUAGUAGUUUAGCCACAACUAUUCUGGGACUGCUUGUUUUGGAUGGUCUAACGAUUUGCGGCUGGCACCCGUGUCAUAUUCCAACUAUUUGCUGAAAUGACCUUUGGCUGCAUACUGGGCGAAAGUCAAAAACUGAUUUGCAACUUAUGAAUCAGUUAAGGAAGUGGUGAAUUUUGUGCCUAUUUAACAUCUUGGCGUGGUUAUUAUUAUAUAAGGAUAAGCCCUGCUUCACUCUUAUGCUGUCGUCCUCAAAAUAGGAUUGCCGUCCUUUCUUCUUGUUGAGGGUAAAUUUAAUGGAUGAUGGUCCCCCGAAACUAAAAAUCAUCCCUGAUCACUUUCAAGUUCCAACAGCAAGUUCAGAAUCCCCUGAGAGCAGAACAUCAUCUAUUACAGAGCCUGGAACUGAUCAAUCAUCAAGGUCCUCACGCCAUCAACGGACUCGAAGGAAAUUAAGGACAGCUUUCAUGUUGAACUUGUUUUCUCCUCGGCGACUGUCAUGGGGUUCCAGUACUGGAGGUCAGGAAAAGGUUGAGCUAACAGCUGCGGAAGUGGAAUCACUUCGAACAGAACUUGCCGAUAUAGAGGAGAGGGAAGCUCACUUGAAAGCUCAGUUGGAACAUAUUGAUGAAGUUUUGCGGUCUGCUCGUUUAUCUGGAUAUUUAUACAUUCGAACUAGAUGGGCAGCACUACCAGGAGAACCUGCACCGAUAGAUGAUACUGAAGUAGAUGAUCGGCUUCCUCGUUUUGUUGUUCUCCAUGGAGCAUGUAUAUUUUUAUAUCUGUUGUGUACAGAUCUAAGCCCGCAGGACUCGACUCUUCUAUCUGAUAUCAUUGAAGUAGGGAGUUUACCAUGUUUUAAGCAAGAAGAUGAUGAAAUUCAGUAUGCCUUUUAUAUUUUAACUCGUCAUGGAUUGCGAUAUGAAUGCUCAAGCAGUUCUAAGAUACAGGUGGACUCUUGGUUAUCAGCUUUACAAAGCGAAUGCAAAUUGGAAUGUGAUACAUUUCCUAAAGCUGACCGCAAACUGGAAUCUGAUACUUCAGUUCCCAAUGGUUCGACUAAGAUUUAAUAUAAGUACACCUUGUUUGGUGAGUUUAAGUGGCUUUGUAAAUCUUGGCUACUUUGUAAAUAACGAUGAUAUCUUGAAAGUAACUUAAUAAAAACUAGUGAUUUAUUUGUGACUUUUUAAA